Spinacia oleracea (spinach) is the source of this 954-nucleotide messenger RNA. RefSeq lists its product as uncharacterized. Bases 1 to 954 code for a protein of 317 amino acids. The transcript is spliced from 3 exons. Lineage: Eukaryota; Viridiplantae; Streptophyta; Magnoliopsida; Caryophyllales; Amaranthaceae. The record is from RefSeq and is a predicted model, not a curated record.
AUGAGGGGUCAGAAAGAUUAUGCCAAGCGGCUGGGGCAAGUGAUGUUGUCAGGAAAGGCCACAGCCGACCCCUUCCCAAAAGUAGAGAUCGGCGAGGCCGACCGGGGAAAAGUAGCCACCCCACAUGAUGAUCCACUGGUAAUCGAGUUGAAGGUUGCCAAUCUGAGGGUUAGGCGCAUCCUGGUUGAUACAUGGAGUUUGUCAGAUAUAAUUAGCCUUGAGUGUUUAAACCGACUGCAGCAUGAUUCCUCAAAAAUAGAGAAAAUUCACUAUCCUAUUAUAGGCUUUGGAGUUAGUAUCAUCCAUCCAGUCGGCAUCAUUUCUCUCCCUCUGCGGAUGGGAAAUAAGAAAGAGUCUCUUCAAAUGGACUUUGUCUGUGAUGAUGGGAUCGUCAGCACCAUACAUGGUGAUCAGCAGCAAGCUAGAGACUGCUAUUUAACCACGCUGAGUCCAGAGGCAUGGGGGUCAGGUGAAGAGAAAGAUGUGUUAGGUAAUAAACGAAAGUGCGACAGCACACAAUCCAAAUCCCUGAAAGAAACACUAACUAUAUCAGCGACACACAUGGAAGAAAGACGACCAAAGCCUGUUAGGGCUCAUUACAAUGUGGUGUUGAAUGCAGAUAAGCCAGAUAGAGUGAUGCCCGGCAUUGAUCCUGCUGUGGCCGUCCAUAAGCUCAAUGUGGACCAAAAUUUCAAACCGGUCCGUCAGAAGAAAAGGAACCAUGGGGAAGAUAGAAAUCAGGCGGCGACGGCAGAAGUGAAAAAGUUGAUGGAUGCAGGGUUUGUUCGACCUAGCCAAUAUCCGGACUGGGUUGCUAAUGUGGUCCUUGUUCCAAAACCAAACGACACCUGGAGGAUGUGUUUUGACUACACCAACCUCAACAAGGCAUGUCCAAAAGACAGCUUCCCAUUGCCAAAGAUCGACCGGCUUGUCGACUCCACGGCGGGGUUGUGA